AUGGCUGACAUGCUUCACAAAGCAAUCCAAUCGAUGUCGCUGGAAGAAGAGGAACCGCUCACACUCCCAGACAGCCCUAGGUUUCGUGUCUAUGACGAGAACCAAACCAGUUUACUAGGUCGUUUGCUGAAUCCAGAUUGUCAAGUUAUGGCGCGGAUGAUCGACUACAUGCCAACUGCUUGGAGAGUUUUCGGGAGGGUUCGUGGGAUCGCUCUCUCUCGUGACCGUUUCCAGUUUGUGUUCCAACGUGAAGAAGAUCUCCAAACUGUAUUGAAUGAUAGACCCUGGUCGUAUAACCAUUGGGCAAUGGUUAUAGAACGUUGGACUGCUAACCCUCCGGAGGAUUUUCUCCAACACAUGGAGAUCUGGAUACGUAUUCGACACAUUCCGGUGAAUCUCUUUACUACUGAUACGAUGUAUGCUUUAGCCAAGGAGAUUGGUAAAGUGGAAGAGAUUGCUUACGACCCAAAGGUGUCCCACACCAAAGACUAUAUUCGUGCAAAAGUUACUUUCAACGUGGACAAUCCAGCAAAGGCUACGCGUAAGCUUACGGUAUCCAAGGAGUCUACUGUCACCAUUGAAUAUGAAUUCGAGAAGAUCCACAAACGCUGCUUCCAUUGCCUGCGCCUAACACAUGAAAAGAUUCGAUGCCCAUUACUUAAGAAGGGGGCUUCUAUUACUAAGAGUGCUCCAGUAGCAACCCGUCCUUUGAGUAUUGCCCCAGUUCCAACAGCAACAUUGGAUGGUCCUCCGGGGUUUCCUGUGUUAUUUCCUGAACUCUCUAAAGAGGAUAGGAAAAUGGCUCUACUAUACAUUUCUCAUGCUGAUGAGACAGAGCGAAAGGCUAGAAUCUUGCGUGUCCAACAAGGCAUUGAUGAGAGCAAGAUGGAGGCAUCGAUACGUAUGACUAAGAUCACAACGGUCCUGGAUAAAGGCAAAGGCCAUGUCUUCUCAUACAAAGAGCCUUCGGAGGACGAUCUCUUUUGCGCCGAUAAGCGCCACCGCUCCAAAGCCCGACUGCAUAUUAACGAGAAAGAGGAUGAUGAUACUGAGUCGUCUGCUUCUCAUUUUUCUGCUAGCUCUGAACCUGUGUUUUCAACGGGUUUUCGGCUUGGCCCUUCCUCGGAAGGGCGAGUCUCCGGGACCCAGGGGAUGAGCAAAUCUUCAAGGAGGCGCCCUUCAUCGUGGAAAAGGAAAGUCUCUGCCAUAUCCAAUUCUUCAUCUCCUUCUUUAAAUCCAGUGGCCUCUUCCAAGGCGGGAAGUAUCAAAAGAAAACCUUCGCCUCUCGUUCCCUCAGAAAACAAAUCCUUCAAAGUUUCAGACUCUGCGGUGGCUUCCGUAUUGAAGCCGCUGCCGCCCCAAUGA
This is a messenger RNA of Brassica napus (rape), 1365 nucleotides long. RefSeq lists its product as uncharacterized. The record is from RefSeq and is a predicted model, not a curated record. The coding region runs from base 1 to 1365 and encodes 454 amino acids. The transcript has a single exon. NCBI's taxonomy places the organism in Eukaryota, Viridiplantae, Streptophyta, Magnoliopsida, Brassicales, Brassicaceae.